Messenger RNA from Carica papaya (papaya), 1146 nucleotides. NCBI's taxonomy places the organism in Eukaryota, Viridiplantae, Streptophyta, Magnoliopsida, Brassicales, Caricaceae. The record is from RefSeq and is a predicted model, not a curated record.
AUGAGAGAAGAUCACUCUAACAUCAAAUUCCAAAUGAUUAGGAUUCCUGUGAUGACAAUUGGGUCAUUUUCUCUUUCCCUGACACACCCAACUUGAUGCCAUAUCGAGGAAGCCAAUAACAUGUUGCCAAAAAACAUUGCAGCACAAACAACAUCAAGGAGUUUCAAGACCUUUUCAAUGCCAUGAAAGUGAAACAUUCAUGGAAAAACAUCAUGCUGCGGAGAUACAAGCCCCGGCUCUUCCUCUAUGCACUGGUUCCAUUUUUCCAGCAGAUCACUAGCGCCAAUCUUAUCUACGUGACAUCAACAUGAACUAAAAUAAAUGAUGUCAUCAUCGUUUAAGGUGGAUAAUUAUCUUCUGUACAUCAAAGAAGAUCGCCGUUUCAGAUGAAGUUCAACUAACGCAGCCCCGCUCUUCACAACGGCACUAAUGGCGUGCGCUGUGCACUUGUAACUCACCAAAUAAAGCUGCCGUUAGGAAAUAAAAGUGAAGAAAGAGGUCAAUAACUACCGAAGACUCUGCGAAUAGCCUGAGAAGGGUAGGUUCAAGUAAAAAGGAGCAAAACUAUUGUCAUUUCUCAAAUGGGUUGCAAUUCAUCGAAGAAAUCGAGAUUGGGACGACAAUUCCAAGUGCAGAAUUUCACUCGUAAGACCCAAUCAGAGAAUUUCUCUGUUCUUGCCUCUGAAACUGCUUUUGCUUUAAAUGAAGUGGAAUCCUUGUACGAGCUAUACAAGAAUCUGAGCUGCUCUGUCGUCAAAGAUGGGCUAAUACAUAAGGAAGAACUUCAGCUUGCAGUACUUAGAAACAGCAAUAAACAGAGUUUCUUUUUAGAUAGGAUAUUUGAUCUUUUUGAUGUGGAUGGUAAUGGCCAUAUUGAAUUUGGAGAAUUUGUUCGAUCGAUGGCUGUCUUUCACCCAAGAACUCCCCAAACAGACAAAAUCAAAUGUAAGAUCUGCGUUUAAUGAUGGAUAAUCUUUUUCUUGUCUUCCAUUUUCUUCCUAUUGAAUAUUCAGUAUAUCCUAAUUGGAACUAAGUUCUGCCAGAGGUAUAGCUAUUGACUUGUUAUGGCUGGUAAAAUGGUUGAUUUUUUAUGACAGGUGCAUUUUAAUUUGUAUGACUUGAGACGCACUGAUUUUAUUGAGCGUA